AAACAAUCUGUUGUAUACGCCACUUGGAACUCAAGUUUCAAGGACACGCUCGCGACAACCCCUCCGCUUUAAUAUGACGAGCACGAAGAGAACUUUCAAAAAUUUAACGGGGACUGUCAUUUUCAAUGACUUGUUGUAAUAUGCUGUAAAUUUGGAGGGGGGGGGCUUAUACUCAAGCAGGGGUUUAUUUUUUUUUUAUAUAGAUGCCCAAAAUGAAGCACACAUGAGCCAAUGUGUUAUUAAUGGUCAAAGGCCCAGCUUAGACGAGGUUCCUGAUGACUGUCCCAAGUUUUUACUCAAAAUCAUGAAAGAUUGCUGGAAUGGUAUACCAAAUGAAAGACCAACAUUUUGCAAAUUGAAAGAAAUUGUGGAUAAAGAGAUUUUGGAAUAUGAGAAGACAGGUGAAGUUUCAAAAGCAAUGGAAGAUUUACACAAACAAGCCAGGGAGAAGACCCGAGGAAGUCAACCAGAGGAACCAGAGGAAGCGAGCUCAGUAGAUCAAAUCACUUCCGGAAUGUCAGGAGUACAAGUUGAUGAUGAUAUUGCUACAGAUUCUGACCCAAUAAAUCCAUCUGACAAUGGAGAUAAUCAUGAGCGAGACCACAGACAACUACCGUCCAAUGUAACAAGUUCCCUACAGGAAACACACGAAUCACAGGAGGAAGUGUCAUCAGCGACAUCACCAAAAAAAUCUUUAAAAAAGUAUGAACCACAAUAUCCAGAGAAAAUUGUGACAGAUAGAUUACUGUUGGAUGUUUCUGUGAAAAUACAAGGAGAAUGGAAAAUAGUAGCGGGAUACCUAGGAAUACCACAACAUGAGAUUAAUGGGAUUGCAAUUGAUAAUGCUAGUUAUGGCGCCCAGGAACAGGCAUGUCAGAUGUUGAAUAAGUGGCAUCAGCGUAAUGGUGGAGAAGCCACACACAAAGCUCUUGCCAAAGCCUUGAAUAAAGCCGAAAGAAAUGACAUUGUUAAAAUGCUGUAAAUAUAAUGGUGUAAUAGAAAGAUUAUUCUUAUUGUGUGGAAUAUCAUUCUAACUGGACAGUCGAGAUACAGCAAUGGACAUUUUGUACCCUCCCCA
Messenger RNA from Saccoglossus kowalevskii, 1078 nucleotides. Its product is annotated as receptor-interacting serine/threonine-protein kinase 1-like. Gene Ontology annotation, biological process: signal transduction; protein phosphorylation. NCBI's taxonomy places the organism in Eukaryota, Metazoa, Hemichordata, Enteropneusta, Harrimaniidae. Gene Ontology annotation, molecular function: JUN kinase kinase kinase activity; ATP binding; protein binding. The record is from RefSeq and is a predicted model, not a curated record.